Messenger RNA from Heterotrigona itama, 627 nucleotides. Lineage: Eukaryota; Metazoa; Arthropoda; Insecta; Hymenoptera; Apidae. The record is from the annotation of a GenBank genome assembly.
AUGGGCAUAGCAUCUUUUGGACGACCAGAGCCUAUGGAAGUGGAAUCAAUCACGCAUAACCAAAAUAUCGUCACGGUAAAUAAUCGCUUGUCGCAAACUAACAACAAUAAAGUUCCGUCGAAUUUGUUGCCGGAUCCGCCACUAAUUCAAAAUCCUACCUUGCUCAAUCCAACCGGUCAACAAAUCAACCGAUCAAUAUUGUGAAUACGAAUCAACCACCUACCUAUUCAGAUACCAAUCAGUAUGAUAUACAUUCGGACACCUCCGUCUCUAUUGAGCACAUCAAAGUCCUUUGUGGUUCUAGAUUUAGAAUCAGUUCUCAGAGAAAAUCUAGAAAGUAAUCCUACAUUACGGCAUUCACCACUGCACGUUGACAAAGUAUUGGAGGACUCCGAGUAUCUCGGAUUUUAUCCGAGACUUAGUUUACCUCCUAAAUUGUUGUUCAUUUCAUUAAAUAUAUAUAGUAAGUUCAAUGCCAUUAGCGUACAGCCAAUAAAUAAGGUCUUAUAUCGUAAUUCAGCACUACAUUCAUUUUCUAUAAACGUAUGUAUUAUUUAUAAAGUGUUACAAAUUAUAUUAUAGCGAAGUUUUGUGAAGCUUGGAUUGAAUGAAACAAUGAAGAGAUAA